UGGCAUAAUCUCUAUGGAAACGCUUGCAUCAAAAUGACAUUCACAUAUGCAACGAAAUAUUAUGUUUAAGACUAUUUGACCAAAUAUAUCAUUAAUAUCAUGGCUGAAGUUUUCAAAACUGUACCUGAUUUGAAAGAAAUAACUGAAAUAUUAAAUAACAAUCCAGAUUACACCAGAGAAUAUUUCUUAGAACAUGCUUCAGGAAAAAUGGUGGAAGAAUGGGUUAUGCAACGUUCGCACUUAUUAAAUUUUCCAGAAAUUAAGACUGUUGUAACUAAAUCAGAUUAUACUCUCAAGCCUAUUCCUUCUAAUUUAACCAAAUUUUUAAAAAAUAAUGAAUUAAAUAAUGCAAAUGAGCUAGCAGUUAAUAAUAAAAAAAAAAAUUUUGAACAACUUUUACAGCUAAGUGAAAAAGACUUAUUAAUGGAACUAAUUCGUGAUAUAGCUCAUGAGUUAGAUGUUGAUUCACUUUCACAUAAAAUUCUUGUUAAUGUUUGCCUACUUACCAACUGUGACAGAUCAUCUUUAUUUCUUGUAAAAGGUCAAGAAAAUGCAAAGUACCUUAUUUCUCGUUUGUUUGAUGUAACCGCACUUUCCACUCUUGAACAAUCAAUCAAAUCUCAUGACGAAGCUAUCAUUAUUCCAAUAGGAGUUGGUAUAGCAGGCCAUGUAGCAGAGACUGGUCAAGAAAUUAAUAUUCCAGAUGCUUAUAAGGAUUCAAGAUUUAAUCCUUCUAUUGACAGAGAUACUGGUUACAAAACACACAGCAUUUUGUGCAUGCCUAUUAAAAAUCAAGACAAUAAGGUUGUUGGUGUUGCUCAAAUUAUUAAUAAAAAAGAAAAGAAUCCUGUUUUUACUAAAAAAGAUGAGGAGGUUUUCAAAAAUUAUUUAACUUUUUGUGGAAUUGGUUUGACUAAUGCACAAUUAUUUGAUUUAUCACUUCAAGAACACAAUAGAAAUCAGGUGUUACUAAAUCUAGCAAAAGGUAUAUUUGAAGAUACAGAACAUUUAGAUGUUGUUGUUCGUCGUAUUAUGACUCAAGUUCAAGACAUGCUUAAAUGUGAAAGAUGUACUGUUUACAUAAUAAACAAAACCAAACUAGAAGAAUCAGGUGAAAUACAGUUUGCUGAAGUAUUUGAUUUAAUUUAUCAAGAUGUUUCUCCUGUGGUAGUAAGCAAAGAAUAUUGGCAAGAUGUUGCUGAAGCAAGUUCAAAUGAAAAAAAGGUUUACGUAGGGUUUGCCAUGUUGGUUGCAAAAAAUGGCAAGUGCUUAAACAUCGAUAACUUUUCAAAAAGUGAUAUUCCAGGAAAAGAUAGUUUAGAUAAUUCUUCAUUUAAACCAAGAUGCAUGCUUUGUUGUCCGAUAUAUAAUAACCAUCAUGAAGUGAUAGGUGUUGCUCAGUUAUUAAAUAAAAUUGGGUCUUACUCUUUUGAUGAAAAUGAUGCAGCUUUAUUUGAGGGGUUUGCAAUAUUUUGUGGUCUUGGUAUUCAUAAUACACAAAUGUAUGAGAAAGCAACAAUGUUAAUUGCUAGACAGAAAGUCAAUACUGAGAUUCUUCAAUAUCAUGCUGCUGAGCCUAUAGAAGGUGUAGAAGAGUUUGCUAUCUUGGAAGUUCCUGCUACUGAAAGUUUUAGUUUUAAUUCAUUUGCAUUUGACGAUCUUACAAUGACAGAUAGAGAAACAUGUCUUAUGACAAUGAGAAUAUUUCUAGAAAAAAACUUUUUGAGCAUUUUCAAUAUACCUUACACAACCAUGUGCAAAUUUAUUUUGACCGUGAAGAAAAACUAUCGUCGUGUUACUUAUCAUAAUUGGAGGCAUGCUUUUAAUGUUACACAGACCAUGUUUACUAUUUUAAGUAUAGGUCAAAUGUUUUCCUGGUUUACUGAUUUAGAAUCGUUUGUUCUUCUUGUUGCUUGUUUAUGUCAUGAUUUAGAUCAUCGUGGUACAAAUAACAACUUCCAACUAAAGACUCAAUCACCUAUAGCUGCUCUCUAUGGUACUUCUACUAUGGAGAGACAUCAUUUUAAUCAUUCUAUUAUGAUUCUUACCUCAGAUGGUACACAGAUUUUUGAUUCACUAAAUCCUAAUGACUACAAAUUGGCUAUUAAAAUUCUUGAAGAUGCUAUAUUAUCUACUGAUCUGGCACUUUAUUUCAAGAAACGCACUGAUUUUACAAAGAUUGCAGAAUCUCAGCAGGCAAAUUGGACUAUAUUUGAAAACCGAGGCAUUCUUAGAGGUAUGAUGAUGACAGCAUGUGAUGUAGCAGCAAUUACUAAACCAUGGGAAGUUCAGCAGAGGGUUGCUGAAUUUGUUGCAAAUGAAUUUUUUGAACAAGGUGAUCAAGAAAGAAGCAAGUUAUCUGCAGAACCCAUUCCAAUGAUGGACAGAGGAAAACAUCGCGAUUUACCUAAAAUGCAAGUUGGCUUCAUAGACUUUGUUUGCAUGCCUAUAUAUAAAGUUUUUUAUGCUAUCAAUCCUUUGUUAAAACCACUUUAUGACGGAGUUAGUGAUAAUCGUAAAAAUUGGCAAAGUAUUGCAGACACAUAUGUUCCCAAGUCUCUAAAAGAAUCAGCAGUUGUUUUAAAUGGAACAAAUUGUGAAAAGAUAGAUGAUAAACCUUUAAAAAAAGUUACGUUUUUCGAGGCUAAAAAUUCAAGGACAUGUUCCAUGUUGUAGUUUUGUGUCAUGUUAACAUGUGUCACGUCUAUAUAGAAUGAUUUUUAAAAUAUUUUACUAGUGAAUAAACAUGAACGUUUUGUAAAUAAUAUUAAAAUGUUUUUUUAUAAAGUUUAUUUAUAAAGUUAUUUAAAUUAUAA
Molecule: messenger RNA, 2816 nt
Organism: Hydra vulgaris (swiftwater hydra)
Lineage: Eukaryota; Metazoa; Cnidaria; Hydrozoa; Anthoathecata; Hydridae
Product: cGMP-specific 3',5'-cyclic phosphodiesterase
Biological process (GO): signal transduction
Molecular function (GO): protein binding; 3',5'-cyclic-nucleotide phosphodiesterase activity
Source: RefSeq, a predicted model, not a curated record